Molecule: messenger RNA, 255 nt
Organism: Lichtheimia ornata
Lineage: Eukaryota; Fungi; Mucoromycota; Mucoromycetes; Mucorales; Lichtheimiaceae
Exons: 2
Coding region: 1-255 (84 amino acids)
Source: RefSeq, a predicted model, not a curated record
AUGGCGAAUCCUAUUGAAUUGGAAGACGAAGAUCAACAUUUGAAUUUGGUUGUGGUUGUCAAGGAUACCGUUUCCAUGGUUUUGGAAAUCAGCUACCUGCAAGUCGUCUCUUUAUCGAUAGAUCUUCAGAGCAAUGUUUUAUCGGUGCCAUUGCGGAUCUCACAUCUCAAGUACUUGUAUGGAUACCUUGGAUGUUCUCUUGGCUUCUCGCGUAUGCUUUUCAUCAAGACCGGAUUUAUUUGUUGCAGUGCAUGA